AUGGUUGUUGAAAAAGAAGUCGAAACGGCUUAUCGCUCCAACAUCGAUGUCUCCAAACUGACUCCUUUCAGAGCUCCAUACCGCCUUUAUAUCACCCCGUUCGAAGAAAUUGUUGCCCACCAAUAUCGAGGGGAAGGAACGCACGAUACGCCAUUUAUAGUUGACUGGAUACCGAAUGAUCCAGAGAAUCCACGAACUUGGAGAAAGGUUUACAAAUGGUUGUUAACUGUGUUUGUUUCUUUGGCCACAUUGUCCGUUGCAUUUUGUUCAUCAGCGUACGUCGGUAAUUUUGAAGGUGUGAUGAAAGAGUUUGGCUCUUCAGUAGAAGUCACCACACUUGGUAUUUCAUUGUUCGUCCUCGGAUUUUCGUUAGGUCCUCUCCUUUGGGCACCGUUCUCUGAAAUGUUUGGUCGACGCAUCAUCUUCAUAAUUACGUAUUUGGCAUUAGUAGCAUUCAAUGUUGGAUCUGCUGGAUCUCAAAACAUAUGGACUUUGCUGAUUCUUCGAUUUUUAGCUGGUGCUUUUGGUUCUUCACCACUCACAAAUGCUGCGGGAACAAUAGCUGAUAUUUUCUCAGCCAAAGACCGUGGUCUCGGUAUAGUCGUGCUUGCUAGUGCUCCAUUCCUUGGACCUACUUUGGGACCCAUUAUUGGAAAUAUAAUUGGUCAAUCAAUUGGAUGGAGGUGGAUUCAAGGAGUCAUGGCUAUCUAUACCGCUGUGUUUGUCUUAGUUGGAAUUCUCGUUUAUCCGGAAACGUAUGCACCUGUUCUUAUUCGUCAAAGAGCAAAUAAACUUUCCAAAGUCACAGGAUUCGUUUACCGUUCGAAAUUUGAAGAACAUGAACAAAUUCGUUUUGGUCACCUUUUGAGAACAUCACUCUCUCGACCAUGA
Rotaria socialis is the source of this 891-nucleotide messenger RNA. Lineage: Eukaryota; Metazoa; Rotifera; Eurotatoria; Philodinida; Philodinidae. The record is from the annotation of a GenBank genome assembly.